This is a messenger RNA of Colletotrichum acutatum, 1338 nucleotides long. RefSeq names its product nicotinamide N-methyltransferase. The coding region runs from base 233 to 1036 and encodes 267 amino acids. Gene Ontology annotation, molecular function: protein-lysine N-methyltransferase activity. The record is from RefSeq and is a predicted model, not a curated record. NCBI's taxonomy places the organism in Eukaryota, Fungi, Ascomycota, Sordariomycetes, Glomerellales, Glomerellaceae. The transcript has 2 exons.
UUUGCGAUUGACCCCUCCACACCCCGCAUUCAUCCAAACUCAGCAAGUGAAGGCAUUCUCACACAGAGAAGCUCAUCACAUCAUUCCCGAAAUCGCACAGCGAGACAACUUAGACAGCUCUCUCACUCGGAUCUGCCCCUCUUCACUCAGGGUAUCAAGAGUCAACCCCUCAGUCCCUGACCCAGGGAUACACCAACACCUACUUCACCAGCAACACAACACACUCAUCACAAUGAGCCCAGUAAGCGACGUUGCCGACGGCGACACAGGCGACCUCUUCGCCGACCCAGAAGACUACUACCCGCCCACCCCGCCACCCACCUCGCAAACCCACACACUCGCCUCGGGCCGCGUCCUGACGCUUCACCUCGUCGGCUACUCGCCCACCGAAGCGCACCACCUCUGGAACGGAAGCCGCGUCGUCUCGGACUAUUUUGAGGCGGACCCGUCACGCGUCAAGGACAAGACGGUGCUGGAGCUCGGCGCGGGUGCUGGCCUGCCGAGUUUGACGGCGGGUAUCUUGGGCGCGAAGCGCGUUGUCGUGUCGGAUUUCCCGGACGCGGAUAUCGUCAUGACGAUGCAGAAGAAUGUGGACGAGGCGGGGGAUCUGGAGGGGGUUGUGGUGCCCAAGGGGUAUGUCUGGGGCGCGGACGUAAAGCCUUUGUUGGCGGAGAUUGCUUCUUCGGCCGAGGGGGAAGAGAAGGAGAAGAAGUUUGACGUGCUGGUGUUGGCGGAUCUGCUGUUCCGGCACUCUGAGCACGGGAAGCUUGCCGACACGAUCUGGGAGGCGCUGGCGAAGAAGGAAGGGAGCGUGGCGUAUGUGUUCUUCACGUCGUACCGGCCGUGGCUGAGGCACAAGGAUCUGGCCUUUUUCGAUGUCGUGAGGGAGAGGGGGUUACUUGUCGAGCAAGUGUUUGAGAAGAAGAUGGAGAAGCCGCUGUUUGAUGGGGACCCGGGUGAUUUGGAGAUUCAGAAGACGGUGAGCGGGUUUGAGGUGCGGUGGCCGAAGGAGCUGCUGGAGGAGGGUAAGGCAUGAGGGGUGUUGAACAUGUUGGAAAUGUUGAAUGAGGGACGAGAACUGUUUGAUGGAUUGCGGUUUGGGAUCUCUGAGCCAUGGGCAAGUGGUUUUCUACGAGAAAUGAGCAUGAAGGAAGAGAAUUGGUGGGCAUAUCUGGACUGGGAUAAACAAAAGGAAUGGGGUACAAAUGAAAAGGACACCAAAGAUAUUCUCCAUUAGAGAUGAGAUAAAGAAGACAUUCAAAUGAAGCAUUCAAAGAAAGAAAAAAGGAAAAAAAAAAAAAGAAAGGAAUGGAGGGGGAAGACUGACCUUAUAAUCCA